Molecule: messenger RNA, 1617 nt
Organism: Guillardia theta CCMP2712
Lineage: Eukaryota; Cryptophyceae; Pyrenomonadales; Geminigeraceae
Exons: 4
Coding region: 1-1617 (538 amino acids)
Source: RefSeq, a predicted model, not a curated record
AUGCGGCUCAUGGCAGUGCUGCUGCUGGGGCUUGCGGCUUGCAAGUCGAGCAUGCCGGCGCCUCCUCCGGAUAUGCAGCGCCAGCAUGCUGCAAAGAGCUUGAUGAAUGUCGCGAGAAUCCUCAAGCUUCGUGGCGGAGGAGAUGAAGGGAUGGGAGGAGUGUCGGAGUUUAGUUGUAACCAUAAGGCUUCCUACCCUGGCUUCGAGGAGGAUGUUGCGUAUCCCCAGCCCUUCUACCGUGGUGUCGAGGAGGAGACAGAGGAGAGAGCUCCUCUGCGUGUGCAAACUUUGCACCUUGACAUCACGGACUCGGACAUGGACUGCCAGACUCUGGAAGGCAACCUGGUAAGUCCAGAAGAAUUCUUCAAUGCAUCCGCAGUGCCAGAGAGAGCGCACCAGAAGAGGCAGCAGAUUUUUUGUCCGAAGCUCGAAAAUCCCUUCGCUGACAUAAAACCGCCCGAUAUUGAUCCAGAAGACGAGUUCGACUUCGCUUAUAACAAGGAUUCGGACGAGAUCUCACACACGAGAGAGUCUAGAGGAGGAGUGAAAGAAGAACAUCUGCCUGCGGGAGAUCAUAAGGCGCACUCAAAGGAUGAAGAGCUUGUUGAUAACACAUCAUUUCAUACGAACAAUCAAGAGUUUGAGAACCUGCAACCAUCUCCAUGUGAAACCACACACGGUGAUGGUCAACAAGAAUGCGCUGGUCAUACGCAUGAAAGAGAAGAUGCAAUUAGGAUAGAUGCGUCAAAACUUUCAACAGACGAGAUGAGACAGCACCUUUCCUCAGAAUCGAAGUUUUGUGAACGGCACCCGCCUGAAGCUCAAAAUGCAAACGAAGAAGCCAAAAGUCCCAGCAGAUUUCUGGAUGAGUCGAAGUUUGACGAGUUUUUGAAGAAGCAUGGGCUCAAACGGGAGAUGACUUUCAGAGUCCAACGUGAAGAAUUCCCGGACUCAAUCUUGCAAGAGGAAAACGAGCAACUCAAAGACUUUGUAGAAGUGAUGAGAGCAAAUUAUGCAAUGCCCGGAGAAACAGACCCAGAGAAAAAUCCACCAGAGCUCCGCUCGCAAGAAAGUUUCACUGAGAAAGUGGAAAAUUUCCAUCUUCCACAACGUUUUGAGGUGAAUGGUACAAACCAGACGAGCUUCAGUUCUGCAGCAGUCUCUACCAUACCAAGCAAGACCGGAUCUAGCAGACUGCAAGUGAAAGAGCUCGUAGAGAACUUGAGGAAGUAUUACUUGGUCUUCAAUGCUUCAAAGGUGGAGAGUGCGGAACAGAUUGCUUCGAUCUUCGUACACAAGAUGGACCAGCUGGAUGAAAUGCUGCUAGACAAAUAUGGGGUAAGUCUGACAGAUUUCAUGAACGAGGAUGACUCCCAAGCGAAGAAUGCAACUAUGAAUGAACAGCAAGCACAAGGCUCCAAAGCGAGCGAUAAAACAAAUCGCAUGCUUGCAGAAGCAUACAUCGAAGGAAAGGAAUUGGAAAAAACAGCAUCUCGAGAACAACAACAAAUCGAGAAGGAAAUGUGGGACAUUCAUCGUGCAAACAUGGACAAGAUCAAGUCAAUGUCACAGAACGAGAUAGAUCAAGCAAAAGAGCAAAUAUCGCAUGUUCAUUGA